Messenger RNA from Stylophora pistillata, 490 nucleotides. Its product is annotated as manganese transport system membrane protein MntC-like. The record is from RefSeq and is a predicted model, not a curated record. Lineage: Eukaryota; Metazoa; Cnidaria; Anthozoa; Scleractinia; Pocilloporidae.
AUGGGUGACGCACUGUCUCAUUCAGCCUUACCAGGUGUUGCUAUAGGAUAUGCAAUUGCAGGACUUUCUUUACCUGCAAUGAGCUUAGGAGGUUUUAUUGCAGGCCUCACGGUUGCUCUUCUUGCAGGGGCAACUUCAAGAUCUACCCUUCUAAAAGAAGAUGCCACUUUCGUAGGUUUUUAUCUUGUGGCCCUGGCAUUAGGGGUUGUGAUCAUUUCCCUAAAAGGAACCAAAGUCGAUCUCAUGCACAUCCUCUUAGGAUCUAUUUUGGCCAUCAACUCUAUGUCUCUUCUCCUUGUUUCCAGUGUUGCAACCGUAUCCUUGGUCAUUUUAGCGCUUAUUUAUCGCCCUCUGAUUCUCGAAUGCUUUGAUUCAGGUUUUAUGCACAGCAUCAAUGGACGAGGAAGCUUUUACCAUCUGAUCUUUGUUCUCCUGGUUGUUGCAAACAUGGUUGCAGCGCUUCACGCAAUGGGCACACUGAUGGCCUUAG